This is a messenger RNA of Aspergillus glaucus CBS 516.65, 1387 nucleotides long. It is a transcript of the gene midA, whose product is annotated as putative cell wall protein. Bases 331 to 1158 code for a protein of 275 amino acids. The transcript has a single exon. Lineage: Eukaryota; Fungi; Ascomycota; Eurotiomycetes; Eurotiales; Aspergillaceae. The record is from RefSeq and is a predicted model, not a curated record.
CUAUUCAUUCUUUUCUCUUUUACACUGACUCUUUAGCCGCUCUCGUGGUUUAACUCGCUUUUUCUCUGUCGUUCUCUCUUUUCUCUCUUUGUCUUCCUUUUUCACCCUUCUCUAUCACUUUUCCAACCCUAGGGAAUCUUCACUAUUUCCGUGGCUGAUUUGCUCGUCCGUCAUUCGUUCAUCCCUUGGUACAGUUGGUGAUACGAACAAAGAACCCUGGGCAACGUAACUCUUUCAUACACACCAAAGCCGCCCGAUUCUUCAUCUCUCACCUUCACCCUCGCAUCUUUUAUCAUCCUCCACGAGUUCAUUAACAAACUACUCGCCAUCAUGCGUCUUGCUAGUCUCUCGUUUUUGCUAUACUCCUUGUCCCUCGUGGCUGUCACGUCGGGACAGAGUGCCUUCUCCGAUAUUGGUAACCUCGUGACGUCUGAAAGCUCAGCUCCCUCUGCUACAUCCUCCUCGGAGUCCUCGGAGUCCACCUCAGAGACUACUUCUUCUUCGUCCUCCGAAUCAGAGACUCCUACCACCACUUCAGAAGAAUCUACUUCGACCUCUUCUACUUCGGAAUCGGAAACCACUCCCACGUCAACCUCUUCGUCGUCUAAUUCGGAGACCACGACUACCGAUGAACCAUCAUCGACCUCUGCUACCACUACCAGCGAUGCCACUACCACGGGCCCCACGAAGACCAGCGCGACCACCACCUCGAAGCCCAGCACUACCUCCCAGGUGGUAGUGGUUACGACCGUGCAGACUGUCAGCGGUACUCCCGUCCCCACGACUAUGAGUUCUACCUCUGUCAACACCAACGCUGCCGGUGAGGCCACCAGUGCCCCGGGUCUCAACGAAGAUUCCAGCUCCAACUCGGAUGACUCGGGUCUCUCUGAAUCGAACAAGAAAGUUGUCAUUGGUGUUGUCGUUGGUGUUGGUGGUGCCAUCGCGCUCGGCGUCAUUGGAUUGAUCUUCUGGCGGCUCCGCUCCAAGAAGAACCGCGGCGAUUCCGACGAAGCUGCUGAUCUCAUGAGCGGCACCCCGGUCGGUGCUGGCUCUCGUGAGAAGGCACCUAGCCCUGGUGCUGCUGGUGGCACUCCGUUCAGAUCCACCUUGGACCAGUACCACAACCCUGGUCCCGUCAACGCAGCGUCGAAUUUCUAAGCUGAUGGCACUUGAUCCCCGUCCUCGCAAAGAAAACGACAACAAUUACUUCUGAAGAUGUACAUUCUCGACGAUCCUUACGCAAUUUGAUAUUGGCGUUUACGGGUGGUUGACUUUAUUCUCAUGCUGCUAUACGAGCUGCAUCUGCUUUCUGUUUCGCAUAAUAGACAAACUCCACGCUCCUUCGACGAUGACGCUCCUUUCCUUUUUUUUUUUUUUUUUUUUUUUU